Tripterygium wilfordii is the source of this 1636-nucleotide messenger RNA. Its product is annotated as UDP-glycosyltransferase 74F2-like. The record is from RefSeq and is a predicted model, not a curated record. The transcript is spliced from 2 exons. NCBI's taxonomy places the organism in Eukaryota, Viridiplantae, Streptophyta, Magnoliopsida, Celastrales, Celastraceae. Gene Ontology annotation, molecular function: UDP-glycosyltransferase activity. The coding region runs from base 25 to 1395 and encodes 456 amino acids.
UUGUGUUUGAGAGAGAAGAAAGCCAUGGAAAUGGAAAAGAAAGCUCAUCAUGUGCUUGUGGUUCCAUACACAAGGCAAGGCCACUACAACCCCAUGCUCCAAUUCUCCAAGCGCUUGGUCUCCAAAGGCCUCAAAGCCACUUUGGUCGUAACCCACUUCAUCUCCAAAUCCAUGAACCCCAACCCACUCGGCUCCGUCCAAAUCGACACCAUCUCCGAUGGCUGCGACGCCGGUGGCUUCGCGCAAGCUGAGACCAUCAAGGACUACCUCACACGGCUCGAGACCGCCGGCUCCAAAACCCUAGCCGAGCUCAUCGUCAAGUACAAGGACACGGCAAGCCCUGUUGAUUGUAUAGUGUAUGAUGCUUUCUUACCAUGGGUCUUGGAUGUGGCUCAACAGUUUGGAAUCGGUGGAGCUGCGUUCUUCACCCAAAUGGCUGCUGUUAAUUACAUUUACUACUACGCGCAGCACAAGUUGUUGCCGCUGCCGGUUAUCUCGACGCCGGUGAUGAUUCCGGGACUGCCACCGCUUGAGCUCCGGGACAUGCCAUCGUUCAUAUAUGUGGCGGGGUCGUAUCCGGCUUACUUUGAGAUGGUUUUGAGUCAAUUCUCUAACGCAAACAAAGCUCAUUCUAUACUUGUGAACACUUUCUAUAAAUUGGAGGAGGAGGUGGUGGAUGCAAUGUCAAAACUAUGUCCAUUAUUGACAAUUGGUCCAACAAUCCCAUCAAUCUACUUAGACAAAAGGCUCCAAAAUGACAAUGAUUAUGGGCUCAACCUCUUCCAAUUGGACUCAUCCAGGCCCAUCAAUUGGCUCAACAGCAAGCCACCAAGGUCAGUCAUCUACGUAGCAUUUGGGAGCAUGGCUAACCUAAGUGAAAAGCAAAUGGAGGAACUUGCAUAUGGGUUGAAGAGAACAAACUUCCACUUCAUAUGGGCCAUUAGGGCUUCUGAAGAAGCAAAGAUCCCCAUAGAAUUCAAACAAGAGGCACCCAAUAAGGGUUUGAUAGUGAAUUGGAUUCCCCAAUUGGAAGUUCUUUCAAAUGAGGCAAUUGGGUGUUUCUUCACACAUUGUGGUUGGAACUCAACAAUUGAGGCAUUGAGCUUGGGAGUGCCAAUGGUGGCAAUGCCUCAAUGGACUGACCAAACAACAGAUGCUAAGUUUGUUGAGGAUAUUUGGAAAGUGGGUGUUAGGGUUAGGGUUGAUGAGAAUGGGAUUGUUGGUAGAGAAGAGAUUGAAAGUUGCAUUGUGAAGGUGAUGGAGGGGGAAACAGGGGGAGAAAUGAGAAAGAAUGCGGAGAAAUGGAAGAAGUUGGCUGUUGAGGCUGUGAGUGAAGGUGGGACUUCUGAUAAAAAUAUUGAUGACUUUGUUUCUACGUUGGUAAGUUCAUCGUAAAAUAAGCGGAAAAUGUUAAUAAUCUCAAUAUUUAUUUUGUCUCAACUAUCUUAAAUAUUGAGAUGAACGAACAUGAUCAAUGUUCUCCAUAUGAAAUUAUGUGCGUCUAUCUCGACAUUUAAGAUAAUUUGAACAAAAAAAUACUGAAAUCCGUAGUAUUACUAUAAAAUACGAUUUGUAAUGAUUGGAGAUGGUCGGGUUUGGGAAGUUUUUAGUGGAAAAAAUGUAAUUUUUGUGUAAA